GGUGGGCCACGUCACCGCCCGGCCGGGAGUGUGCGCUGGCCGAGGGGGCGUCGGGCAGGGAGCGCGGGGCUCGGAGUGCGGGCAGCGGCACGCGGGACCCAGAGCCGGGCCGGGGACGUGGCAGCCGCCUUGCCCGCCAGAAAGUUUCCCGGGAGGUGGCGGCGCGCGCUGCGGGAACGCCUGGGGCACCAUGAACGUGUUCCGGAUCCUCGGCGACCUGAGCCACCUCCUGGCCAUGAUCUUGCUCCUGGGGAAGAUCUGGAGGUCCAAGAGCUGCGCGGGCAUCUCCGGGAAGAGCCAGAUCCUUUUUGCCCUUGUCUUCACCACCAGGUACCUGGACCUGUUCACCAACUUCAUCUCCAUCUACAACACAGUCAUGAAGGUGGUUUUUCUCCUCUGUGCCUGUACCACAGUGUACAUGAUCUAUGGGAAAUUUCGGGAAACAUUUGACAGCGAGAAUGACACAUUCCGCCUGGAGCUUCUUCUGGUCCCUGUCAUCGGCCUCUCCUUCCUUGAGAACUACAGCGUUGCUCCCCUGGAGAUCCUCUGGACUUUCUCCAUCUACCUGGAAUCCGUGGCCAUCCUGCCCCAGCUCUUCAUGAUCAGUAAAACCGGAGAGGCUGAGACCAUCACUACUCACUACCUGUUCUUUCUUGGGCUGUACCGGGCGCUCUACCUGGCCAAUUGGAUCAGACGGUACCAGACGGAGAACUUCUACGACCAGAUUGCAGUGGUGUCUGGAGUAGUACAGACCAUCUUCUACUGUGACUUCUUCUACCUGUAUGUGACCAAAGGUAGGUGCCAGAACGGAGCAGGGUUGCUGGCACAGGCACAGGGAGCUACCCAUUCAGUAUGAGGGGACCUGGAAGUGAAUGUAGAGACAUAAGUCUCUGCUCCUCACGGUGCUUUUAUUUUCUGUGAUGGAAGAUGAACGAGCAUUUUCAGGAAACAAGUACCAUGAAAGAGCACAGAGUAGUCACAUGCUGGAUGUACCGUGCAUGCUGCAUAGAGAGAAGGGAACUGUGGGAGGACACACGACCGAAUACUUGGUUAAAAAAUACAGGAGGAACAUUCCAGAGAAGGGCUUACGUAGGAGCCACAAGGAUGGUACCAGGUUGGUGUGACAAGGACUAGAAGGCUAGUGUGGUCACAAGCUGGAGAGCUCAGAGGUCAAGCAGAAUCAGGGCUUACGGGUUUGCGCUGUGAUCGUCAAGUGCAGCCACUGGAAGGCUGAAGAACCAGCCCGGCAGCUGCUGCGGAGUAAAAGGCAGGACGUAGGGAGACCAGGGAUGGGGCGGCUGCGGUUGUUCAGGUCACCCGAGUGUGGGCAGAUCUCGAGUGGAGGCAUCGGACGUAUGUGGAACAGAAAGGGAGGUCAAGUUUACAGCCUAAGGGAAAGUGGGAUCAGUAACCAAGAUGGGGGGGGGGUGUUUACUGUCUGCAGUUAUGCUGGGAUGCAGUGUCCCCCUUGGCUUGAACAGCCAGACACCUAUUAGGAACGGGGAACUAGAGACUGCAGUUAGUAAGGGAGUCUUUCAUCAGUGUGAUGAAUUCUAAUUUAUCUCCAUUUUCUUCUAGUCCUUAAAGGAAAGAAGUUAAGUCUUCCAAUGCCAAUUUGAGGGUCCCAGAGUUGGUUCUACGCUUUAAUAAGAACACUGAACAAAACUAUCUGAAAUGUUCUGGACUAUUACAGGACUCGGGCCAAAUGUUAAAAUUAAAAUGAGAACAAUGCUUAGUGUGCAUUUCCGCAAAGCACUGAUCAUUCUAUGUAGAAGACGUUCUCACCAAUCUGUCCCUUAAAUUAUAGCAGCAAUAAAAAACCUAGGUGAAUUAUACAAGCAUGGGGCCGCAGGUCACCUGGGUAUUAAUAAAUCAUAGGUGCUUAACCCACGUAUGGCUCUAACUAUUGCUCCCAAAUGUCCUAGCCCGAGAGCCUCAUGCUAGGAACAAUCAGUCCCAUCUGGAGAGAGACCUGUGUAUACAGCAGAUGCCCCCAAAGACCAGACUUCAAGUAUCGGAACAUGCUGUUUGAUUUUCACUUUCCAGAUCAAGUUUUAGGGAACAAUACACAGGUGAUCUGGUCUUACAGGAGUGAAGUGUUACUUCACUUCUCAUCUGUCUUCAAGCCACAAGUAAAAGCCAAACUUCCCGACUCUGGCUAGACUCUGCUUUCUGCCUCACCGGUAAAGCAGAUGAGGGUCUUGCUAUGGCUCAAGGCAGCUCUACCUGGUACUUUAAUCCCAGUA
This is a messenger RNA of Enhydra lutris kenyoni (northern sea otter), 2246 nucleotides long. Its product is annotated as KDEL endoplasmic reticulum protein retention receptor 3. Gene Ontology annotation, biological process: endoplasmic reticulum to Golgi vesicle-mediated transport; protein retention in ER lumen. The transcript is spliced from 4 exons. Bases 191 to 856 code for a protein of 221 amino acids. Gene Ontology annotation, cellular component: cis-Golgi network; membrane; endoplasmic reticulum. NCBI's taxonomy places the organism in Eukaryota, Metazoa, Chordata, Mammalia, Carnivora, Mustelidae. Gene Ontology annotation, molecular function: ER lumen protein retrieval receptor activity. The record is from RefSeq and is a predicted model, not a curated record.